Amoebophrya sp. A120 is the source of this 7169-nucleotide messenger RNA. The record is from the annotation of a GenBank genome assembly. NCBI's taxonomy places the organism in Eukaryota, Dinophyceae, Syndiniales, Amoebophryaceae.
GAAACACCAGGUGGCGCUGCGAUAAGAACCGACGAUAAAGGAAAAUUUGCGCAUAGAAAUUUGCAGCUCCUGUUGCACGACUUCUGCAAAAGCCGACAAGUUGUCUAGAAAAUUUCAAUUUUCACAUAAUAUAAUUAGCGACAUAUUUAUCUACCAGAAAGAAAAAACAACAACCAUGGAGCAGAUUCUCUGCACAGUCCGCAACCCGGCGGACGGGUCGCACAUCAUCCAAGCCCUCGACGUUUUGUCCACUCCGGGCAACUAUGCAUUGCAAAUAUGUCUGGGUCUGGAAAGGUGGAACUUGUGAUGCUGUCUUUGGAUUCUACCAAAAUCUGUAUUGCAUGACCAGCAACAGGGCCCCAGUUUGUGAUACGCGGGGGGAGCAUUUCUCAUGCGGGAUAGGCAUGAUCACGAAGCCCUGUAAAAAUCUGCGAUGCAAGGUCAUGCAUUACAGGCAAUCAUGGGUCAUGCAAAAUAUGCAUGACAAACCUGGCAAUCUUCCAGACCCAGACAUAUUUGCAGUUGAUAGCAACUCCAUCGUGCUCCAGCAGUUCGCAGAAUGCCCGAAACAAGCGGCCUCGACCGCCGGCACCUUCCAGCAGAUUUCCUCCACGAAAGCCUAUCAAAUGCAAAAAUGUCUGGGUCUUGAAGAACGCAUGUCUGUCAUGCUUGUCUGACAUGAGUCUUAAAUCUGUAAUGCACGCUAUCCAAGAGCCCUGUUUUUCUGUGAUGCAGAAACGCAGUUUGUCAUGCAGAAUAGGCAACACCUAGAGUAGAAGCUCAGAAACUUGUCAUGCUAAGCCAGCAUUUGUGGCCUCAUCAUGAGACGCCACCCAGCAUCACAAGUUUCCAGACCCAGACAUUUUUACAUUUGAUAAAGCCAUCCCCUUUGCGGUUUCAAACCACGGACGCUACCUGGCCUGCACGUUGUAUCCAGAUAAAGCGAUACUUUUGGUGUGGAAAAUUUUGCCCAAGCCAGGGCAACAAGCUACCGGCAAUGCAGCUGGAGCAACUACCAGUACUACGAGCAAGAAAGUCAACACCUCCUCUACCGGCCUCUCCUCGAGACUGUCCACCCCCCACUACCGGGCGUCGUAUCAACUGCAAAAAUGUCUGGGUCUGAAAGAGUGCCAAACUUGUCAUGCAGGUUUUCCAUGACCCAUGAGGUCUGGUAUGUAGGACAUAGCAUGAAAAAUUCUGUUAGAGUUCUAUCAUGCGUAUUCUGCAUGAGAAACUGCCUCUCGAUUAGGUCAAAAGUGAGCAGCUUUUGGUAAUCAUGCAACACAGGGGUUAAUCUGGAUGCCAGACCGAUGGACCGAAUAGGGGAGGACAUGGGUAUAGGGCGGCUAUCAGGGCUCCAGGGCGAGGAGCUCAACACCUCGCGGAAGAAGAUCGCAAAGGCACAUAAUACACUCUCGAGGGGGCUUCUACGGAAGUCGCAGGGGAAUCUUGUCACCGCAACAGACGGGCUGGUAGACAAAGAUAGAAAUCUAGGUGUAGGCGCAGGGGCAAGCUGGUGGUGGGAGCCGGUAGGGGACGACGGCACAGGGAGACUAACUACGGAAGCAGGGGAGGACGCUAUGCCGGAGCCAGCAUGGAUUUCGGGCUCCUAUGUUUGCUCUCCCAUCGAGGACGUUCAUACGGACUCCUUUGAUGCGGAGUGUGUAGGGCUAAUACAACAGCUAAAAGAGAUAGAGCACCAAAUAAAGACCAGCCCACACUUGAAGCAUAUGCUGCGGCAUUUUUACUUUUUUCUAGACAGCAACUCCAUAGUGCAGGCUUUGGAGUGCUACUGUGACAGCAGCAGUGAGAUGGUCCAUAGUAUUAUGAAGCACAUGGAAAUGAUAGAAACUGCAUGCAUAGGAAGGAAACCGAACGAGGAGGAAGAAGCUUGGUUUCACUUCCGCUGGACCCCGGGGCAUUGUGGCCAACAGGCGAAUGAUUGCGCUGACCACUUGACGAACAUCUACAAGCAGAUGUGGAAAGAUGGGGACCAAGACUACAGCGAGAACGCAGCGCGACCCAUUUACACUAAACUGAUCACAGCGCCUAUUUUGCGGCGCUUGCUGUUGCGAAGGGUGCUGGAUAAAAGCGUAGCGCAGGCCGACUCGGUCUCCGCCUACUUACGUGAUCGCGCGAAGGAGCUCGGGAGCUUCCGCCCCCCGGUCGGGGUUUUUCCGAACCGGGAGGCAGAGCUGCUGCACUUCUGGAUCUGGCUGGGCAUCGCACCCCAGCCACAUCUCGGCUGCGAUGAGAUUCAAUACGAAAAUGGAAAAAUGAAACAAAAAUGCAAAAAGUGCGGGGCUUGGUCCCAUUGUGGUGUGGACCAUGCUCUUUUCGAAUGUGAAAAAAUUGAAAAACCGCGAGUGCGUCACCUGGGCUUUUCUAAAUGCGCCCCGACCCUGGGGCGUGAGCUGCUCAGGUGCCCGCAGAAAAUUAUGCGUCUGGUCGUGGAUGCGGAAGCAGAGCUAACGCAUGAGUUCUUCCGUGAGAAAGUGGGGGGCUGUGUUGAAAAAAUAGGAAUUUCAAUGGAAAGAAUUCCAAAGCAGCAUGCUAAGAUGGAAAAUGUGUACAAGAAAGCGAAUGACUUGACUAGUAUGAAAGUAUUCACCAAGCUAAUGCCACUAAAAUACCUGGGCUAAAAGAUAACGACGAUGCCUUGAAUCAAAAACAACCAAUUCUCACAGGAAAUAGCACACACAAAAACCUCUGACCUUGUAUAGACUGCACCUGUAAACGACAAGAACGUCAGCACUGCAAGCACGGCGACACUGAGGAAGGGCAAGGCGAAUAAUGAAAAAUACCAGGUAUAUUGACUAUCAGCACGGAUGUGAGUUGCUUGGUAGGAUAUCAGAUGAGAUGCUAAGUGUCCUAGUAGGUAUUCUAAUAUGAAAAUGCAUAUCGAAUCAUAGUACAUAUUAUUUUCUAAUGUAAACUCUUAUAAAUUCAAAAAACAACAAACCACCAGGUCCCUGCAGCGGAGCCCGCUCGUCACGUAAAUCAAGGGAACCCCAUUCAAUGCCAGACCUCGGUGGAGCUGUGGCUCAUCGCUGAGAAAUUAGUUUAGAAUUGUACCAAACAGCGCUUAAAGUAACCUUGUACUUAAUGAGCUGCUUUUCCACCUUGUCCCCUGGAUACAAAAAGACAGCGACCUGGUAUUUAUAUAAUGACCGCUUCCUCAGCUUCAUCGCUUUCGUGCUAAUACAAAGAUCGUUCGUGGUGCUGAGCAGUCGUUGAUUCGUUUCGCGUAGAAUUCAACUAGCCAGCAGGCUAGAUGUUGUUCGCUCACAUCGGUAUUUUCGCGUUUGUCCUUAAAAUUUUAUAAAAACACAAAAACAACUGCAGGGACAGGAUGAGAAAGUGGGAGAAUGAAGGAGAUAGUGUAGAAUGGUUUCGAUGCUGGAUUAUAGUCGGAUAAGUUCGCUUUUUGUAGGAUUUUCGAAGAAAGUAAUGUAGUUCUGGUCUUUUACGCACUACAGAAGCACUAUGGAGCUCCUCUAUAGUGCUUUAAUUUUAUCAUCUUGCAGGAGUCACAUACUAGGUGAAGGCAGUUUUAGCCACCAGCCCGGUUGAUAUCUGACUAAUUGUAUGUUACCACUGUAAAGUAGUACUAUUCAAUUUGUAAUGCUGUUUGCGUUUAGAUUAUGGUUAUUCAACUUGUUCUACCUUUGUUUGAAUGCACAUGAGGAAUAAAAAUAAAGUUGAGAAAGAUGGACUUGAUGUGCGCGCUGCUGCGUGAACUACUGUCAUGGUGGCAGUUGUCAUCUUCUUUGCUUCGUCGUGAACUGGUAUCAGCGGCGGAGGACUGGUUAGGAAGCAAGUAGGGAUUGCAACGACGGGUGAGGAGGAAAACGCGAAGACGGAAGCGGAGGAAAGACGGAAUUGAGGAUGAGGAUGCGGGGAGCUGCUGGAUUUAUCAAAAAAGGUAGGGCCUAAGGCCACGGGAACGCCGAGUACACCCGCGCACUUCUUCGUGAAUCGCCCCCCGCUUUUUGCGUGUUGAACAGAGGCCGAAAGCAAAAGAAAAAUCAAAAGAAAAAUCAAAAGAAAAAUCAAAAGAAAAAUCAACAGAAAAAUCAAAAGGAAAAUCAAAAGAAAAAUCAAAAGAAAAAUCAAAAGAAAAUCAAAAGAAAAAUCAAGAAAAAUCAAAAGAAAAAUCAAGAAAAAAUACGAAGCCCCUCGGCAAUCGGCACGCGAGAAGUUUUGCAAAAAAAAAAAAAAAAUCAUGCAGCACAGAUUUUUACAUGAUUCAGAUUUAGCAUGACAAGUUGCUUUGUUCCAGACCCAGACACUUUUGCAUUUGAUACUUCGCUUCCCGAGAAAAUUUCCUGCAUGGAAUUUUCCUCCUGUUCCCAUUACCUGUUAUGCACUGCAAGAGUAUCGCACUCGUAGUAAUUGCGUUUUCUGCAUCACAAAUCUGGUUUCCUAGGGGAUUCACCAUGACAAAUUCCGUUUGUCAUGCUGACAAAGUUUGUAAUGCAAACACCACUAGGUAGUGCGAUGCUUUUGCAAUGCAUACCUCUUCUGCGGCAGCGAGUCGGGGAAAAUUUACGUGUGGCACCUGCCGACGGGGGAGCUGGUGAACUGCCUAGGGGGGAACGUCAGCGACACGGCGCAUUAUCAAACGGUGUGCAGUCUGAAAAUUUCAGCGGACGACGCGUUGCUGGUUUCCGGGGCGAAAGACGGAUCCGUGGCGGUUUGGAAAAAUCUGUACGGGCAGGCGGGUGCGAGUGGGACGAAUAAAAACACCGGGUUUAUUAGUAACAACACGAGCGGAAAUCUGUUCCGGAAGUGGACCGGACACACGCUAGCGGUGACGCAGGUAGAGAACAAAAUUAGAUAUUCACACCACAUUGAAUCCGGUUACUGCAUGCUUGUUGUGCAUGGUCGUUGCAAUAGAAACUGAGCGCUUCUAUACUGUACUGCAUGAGAAACUCGUCACACAUUACACGAAAAAAUCAGGUUGCCUUCACAGAAGAUUCCACCUCUAUCAUUUCCGCCUCUCUCGACCACUCCCUCCGUCUCUGCGACAUCAUCUCCGGAAGAGAAGUGAAAUCGAUCCAAACCGGGUUUGCGGUCCGCGCGUUCGCGGUCGGAAACUUGGGCCAGGUCUACGUCGGGGGGUCUUUGGGCUCGUUGAAAACGUUCGAUCUAUUCGGCGACCGGGUGGAAGGGGAUGACUUUCUGGGACAUCAUCAAAGCCGGUUGAAACAAGGUAAGGACAGUACGAUGAUAAUGGUUCAACAUCCACACAGUUUCAGUUGUCGUGUUUGUCUGUUGACACACAGCAACUAUCGCGGCAACACUGGUGGUUUCUGAUUUCGAAAAAUUGAAGCUCAAGCUCUUGCAUGACAAACUAAUACCACAUCGAAAAAUUAUAAAUAGGUCUUGCCAGCACGCCCUUUGCCGUCCAGACAAGCCAGCACAACUUCUCCGACGACAAAAACGCUUUAGGAGCUCCUACUGCUGUAUCCCCUCCAAUCACCGAGUUGCAGCUGUCGCACGACAGAUUGUUCUUACUGGUGUCGAAUUCUUGUGAUUUGAAGGUUUACGACACGAGAAACGGGCAGAACGUUAACACGGUCAAAAACGUAAACGCGUUGAUUUCCACCGUCAUCGACACGAGUGCGAUGCCUGGAGGCAGGAAAAAGCGAGGUACAAACAACUGCACAUCAAGUUCUACUUCAGCAUCCAACAUAACUCACGACAUCCACUGGCAACCGUUGCAACGUGCGGUGAUGUCGAGUGCGACGAGAAAUUCAAAUUCUGCUUUUGGGAGACAAGCCGCGGCUUCUUUGGCACGAAAAAUGGAGGAAGAGUUGCACUUGCAGAAGGACAAUUUGCGGUUUUCCUGUUUUACAAAAACAACUGGGACAACGACGACGAACAAGCGGGGUCGAGACGAUAUUCAUACCCUUUCGACGUCAACUCUGGUGAACCUACCCAGCUCCGAAUUCUCUACUACCUCAAGGCAGCGACUCGCCACCGAGAUUGCGAGAAGGUUGAUUUCCAAGGACGUUUUUAAGGAGAAUGAAGAAACUAGUGCUGGAAAUAAAUCUGUAGCCGAGGAGGAAAAGAACCAGGCGCAAAAGAAAGAACAGGGGGCUCCUGCAGGUGGUAGUAAUAAAGACAAAGCAACUUCUGCAAAUCAGCAAGUACUAGCGAACAGUACGAAAGCAGCGUCGAAAGCGGCUUCUAGUGCUGAUGCUUCGAGAACAAGUAUGAAGAUCAGGUUCCUGCCGCCGGAUUGCUUCUCUGUACUCCGUAGUAUUGGCGGGGGGACAACUGCUGCUCCUUCGCGAGGACUGGCCAGUCGUGUUGGAGGUGUCACAACCUGUUCCAAGAAUUAUAGCGGUCUAUCUCCCUCUUCUUCCCUCCGUGACGAGCUGUUAAAGUACCACAACACGCCGUCCAUUCGGAAUUUGGAUUUAACAGAAUUAAUUCCAGCGACAUCUUCAUCCUCCACCGCAAAAAUUAUAGCCUCUGCAUCAUCAUCCUCAACAAAAUCUACAGUGUCAAAAGAGUCAUCCAGUCACGAAGCCGCCGAAGAGGACCGGCAGUUCGAGCUGGACUUCCUCCGACAGAAACUCAUCAACACGCAGAAAACUUCCACGCGGUGGCGCAAACUCGCGAACAAAUUUUACUCGGAGGUGUUGCCGAAAAUGAAUUACAUCAAGGAAAAAGAUUUGGAGGAAAAGGAGAAGCAAAAACAGCGAGAAAAGAUGCGGUCGGAUACGAAACUGCCGAGUUUGAUGAUGUCAACUUCAACAUCUGCACAUCAAGUAGAACAUCAGAAUAAGUCUAUGUCGUCGAAGAACAACAGCACCAGUAUGGGGCUGAACCCGAACUGCAGUGCGUUUAGCGAUCAGGAACAACAAGCGGUGGAUGACGAUGUGGAGAUGGAAGAUGAAGAGGAAUAUGGGAAAAGGCAAGCUGGCAAUGGCAAUGAAGCCGCGACGAAGAGCAAGUUGCUCGGGGGUGCUUGAAGGAAUGAUCCGGAUGAAAAGGAAACCUUGUGAAGGACACUGUCACUGACGCAGCUAUGGACAGGGAUGUUAUUUGUAGAAGUACUACCACGCAGACGCAUGGAGGUCAUCGAAAAUGAAAUGAAAAUUUUAGGACAACUCACUUUACGCAUUGCGCGACUUUUGUGUAGAUGCGUUGCUGGC